Messenger RNA from Microthlaspi erraticum, 1311 nucleotides. Lineage: Eukaryota; Viridiplantae; Streptophyta; Magnoliopsida; Brassicales; Brassicaceae. The record is from the annotation of a GenBank genome assembly.
AUGGCGUCUAGAGAAGGAAAGAGGCGUAAUCAUCAUAAUCAUAAUCAUGAGAAUCUUGUGCCACUUGCUGCUCUGAUUAGCAGAGAGACGAAAGCUGCUAAGAUGGAGAAACCGUUUGUGAGAUACGGACAAGCUGCUCAAUCUAGGAAAGGCGAAGAUUACUUCUUGAUCAAGACUGAUAGUCUUCGUGUCCCUUCCAGUUCUUCAACUGCUUUCUCUGUCUUUGCGAUAUUUGAUGGGCACAAUGGAAAAGCUGCAGCGGUUUUCACAAGAGAGAAUCUGUUGAACCAUGUUCUUAGUGCUCUUCCUUGUGGACUUAACCGUGAUGAGUGGCUUCAAGCUUUGCCUCGUGCUUUAGUUUCAGGAUUCGUGAAGACGGAUAAGGAGUUUCAGAGCAGAGGAGAAACUUCAGGAACAACAGCCACGUUUGUGAUAGUAGAUGGAUGGACUGUGACUGUUGCAUGUGUUGGUGACUCUCGUUGCAUCUUGGAUACUUCAGGUGGUUCGGUUUCUAAUCUCACUGUUGAUCAUAGGCUUGAAGAUAACACAGAAGAGAGAGAACGUGUGACUGCUAGUGGUGGAGAAGUUGGCAGGCUAAGCAUUGUUGGAGGCGUUGAGAUUGGUCCUCUACGGUGUUGGCCUGGAGGUCUCUGUCUUUCAAGGUCUAUCGGAGAUAUGGAUGUUGGAGAGUUCAUUGUUCCAGUUCCCUUUGUAAAGCAAGUCAAGCUAUCAAACCUUGGAGGAAGGCUUAUUAUAGCUUCUGAUGGCAUAUGGGACGCUCUCUCUUCAGAGGUGGCAGCGAAAACUUGUCGUGGAUUACCUGCGGAACUUGCUGCUAGACAAGUAGUAAAGGAAGCGUUGAGAAGGAGAGGGCUUAAAGAUGACACAACCUGCAUUGUGGUUGACAUAAUCCCACCUGAGAACUCGCAAGAACAACCAUUACCUUCUCCUCCUAAGAAACACAACAACUUCUUUAGGUCAUUGCUCUUCAGAAAGAAAUCGAAUAAGCUCUCCAAGAAACUCUCCUCUGUUAGUAUCGUUGAAGAGCUUUUCGAAGAAGGCUCUGCGAUGCUUGCAGAAAGGUUGGGAUCAGGUGAUUGUUCAAAGGAAUCAGCAACAGGAGGAGGAUGGAUGUUCACGUGUGCUAUAUGCCAACUAGACUUGGCUCCAAGCGAGGGCAUAUCAGUCCACGCGGGUUCGAUCUUCUCGACGAGUUUAAAGCCGUGGCAAGGACCGUUCUUGUGUACAGACUGUCGUGAUAAGAAAGAUGCUAUGGAAGGGAAACGUCCAAGUGGAGUUAAAGUCAUCUAG